This is a messenger RNA of Ilyonectria robusta, 477 nucleotides long. RefSeq lists its product as uncharacterized. The transcript is spliced from 2 exons. Bases 1 to 477 code for a protein of 158 amino acids. The record is from RefSeq and is a predicted model, not a curated record. Lineage: Eukaryota; Fungi; Ascomycota; Sordariomycetes; Hypocreales; Nectriaceae.
AUGGCCAGCGACGAGGACUACAUGGCGUUUUUGAACAAGGCGAACCAGGACACUGGUGGUGCGACGACGCAGAGCAGCAGCAAGGUGGCACUCAAGGCCAAGGACGAAGGCAGUGAGGUGCCAAAGGAGAUCACCAAGGUGUGCCGCGAUGCUGUGUAUACCAGCGAUGCGGACGAGCCGUUUGAGGAGGUUUCCCUGAAGUGGGAUGGCAAGGAUAGACUGCCAACUGAGUCCGAGUUCGCAACCCUCAUAAACCACCCUUCCCCCUCCGAAGCGGAGAUUUCGAUCCUCGAUCCUCUCUCCUGGGACUCAAAGGGCCAAUACACUGACGUGCUGGAGGCCGUGCGACAGGCGACGGCUGGCAACGACGUGCGGGUGUACCGCGUGGUUCGUGAUGCGACCAGGGUCGAGUACUGGCUGGUUUCGUCCAAGGACGGGAGGCUCGUGGGAGCUAAGGCUUUGGGCGUGGAGAGCUAA